GCCUAUAAUAAAGAAAAGAUAGUGUUGCACGGACUGGGAUUGUCGACUGUUUACUCUAUAGGAAAAUUUCAAACAGUACUAAAAAUUGAUGAUUGUUAUUUUGAAUUAUUGUUUUAUAUUGUACCAACAAAUGCAAUGCCUUACAAAGUGAUCCUAGGUCAACCAUUUUUGGAAAAUGCGGUAGUUAUUUUCGAUAAAGGUGUGGUAAAUGUAGUUUCGAGGAAUGUGCAUUGUUUGUUUACAGAUGACAAACCGGUUAGUUAUGUACCAAAUCCUCAGAUUAUGGAGACAGCUCAGCUUAUAGUGGAUCAAUAUAAGCCCUUACAAACCAAGGAGGCACCAUUUGAAAUGCAGAUUAUCCUGAACGACGAUGUGCCGGUGGCACAGCGGCCGCGUAGACUAGCCUAUAAGGAACAAGAAGCAGUUGAUAAACAAAUUGAGAGCUUAUAGCAAAGGGGUUUCUAUUAAUUUUUAUUGACGACUUAAUAAUAUUAUCAAACACAUAUGAUGAAGCCAUAGAUCGACU
Achroia grisella is the source of this 526-nucleotide messenger RNA. RefSeq lists its product as uncharacterized. NCBI's taxonomy places the organism in Eukaryota, Metazoa, Arthropoda, Insecta, Lepidoptera, Pyralidae. The record is from RefSeq and is a predicted model, not a curated record. The transcript is spliced from 2 exons. Bases 136 to 450 code for a protein of 104 amino acids.